Molecule: messenger RNA, 1094 nt
Organism: Trematosphaeria pertusa
Lineage: Eukaryota; Fungi; Ascomycota; Dothideomycetes; Pleosporales; Trematosphaeriaceae
Product: NAD(P)-binding protein
Exons: 2
Coding region: 273-1067 (264 amino acids)
Molecular function (GO): oxidoreductase activity, acting on the CH-OH group of donors, NAD or NADP as acceptor
Source: RefSeq, a predicted model, not a curated record
AGACCGUCUCGUUUGCUUUUCGCGUCCCGAGCUCGAAAUGCCAAGCUCGAAAUGCCGCCUCGAAAUGCGAUCCGAACAGGCGCGCGAGUGGGUUCUCCGCAUAUCCCAGCCGCAGCUUGAAUCUCGGCGUUGACUCCGGCUCGAGGCUUCCUGAUAUGAGAGAGCUAGCAUCACGAGCCUCGAAGGGCUGAGACUUUGUUGGGGACUGUAAGGCUCACAAAACAUCCCAUACUUCUACAACAGAGUGGGCAGGAACAAGCGUAGUAGACACAAUGGCGUUCGCUUUGAAGGGUGUUGCAUAUGUCACGGGCGCCGGGUCUGGCAUUGGCCAGUAUGCUACAUAUUCGCUCGCACGACAAGGCGUGCGUUCCUUCGCACUGCUCGACCGCAACCCUGUCACCCAGACAGUCUCCGAGCUGAAGAAAAACUACCCCGGUAUCUCCAUUAAAGAAAUCGAACUCGAUGUUGCGAACGAGAAAGCCGUCAACGACAGUGUUGAGCAGACGGUCAAAGAAUUCGGCCGGAUAGACUACGCGCUGAACAACGCAGGCAUUGGAGGCGCUCUCAAAACCACCGAUCACAUCGAUAAAGAGGACUUCGAGCGAGUGCUAUCUGUCAACACAACGGGCGUCUGGCUCUGCCAGCGGGCGCAGAUCCGCCAGAUGCUGAAGCAGGAGAAGCUCACGGACUCGUAUCGAUCAUACCGCGGCUCCAUCGUCAACACGGCGUCAAUGUACGGGAUCCUUGGUCCUUCACUAAAUGUGCCCUCCACCGCGUAUACCACAAGCAAGCACGCCGUGGUCGGCUUGACAAGGGCAGAUGCUGUUGCGUUUGGUCCCCGAGGCAUUAAGAUCAAUGCGCUCUGUCCUGGCUAUGUCGCGACUCCGCUCGUGCUGAGCAGCAUGAACAAGGGCAGUGUCAUGGACGAUGAGAGGGUGAAGGUACCCAUCCAACGGUUGGCGACGAUGGAGGAGAUUGGUGAUUGUGUUGCGUUCUUGCAUUCCGAGGCGAGCAGCUACGUGAUCGGGGCAGCGAUGGUGGCUGAUGGUGGCUUUACUAUUCAGUAGUAGUUUCCUGAAAUGCGAAGUGUUCAU